This is a messenger RNA of Thrips palmi, 1101 nucleotides long. RefSeq lists its product as uncharacterized. The record is from RefSeq and is a predicted model, not a curated record. The transcript is spliced from 8 exons. The coding region runs from base 616 to 1101 and encodes 161 amino acids. NCBI's taxonomy places the organism in Eukaryota, Metazoa, Arthropoda, Insecta, Thysanoptera, Thripidae.
GCCUUGCACCGUGGGAGACCCUUGUACUCGCCGUGGCACGAGCCACGGACACCCGGACGACGCUCUUCAUAUGUGGCCAGCGCUGUCCAGGUCGCGGGCUUCUCAGCACACUGCCAGUGACAUACAGCAUCCGCGGGAACUGCAGCCAGCGGAGAUGUAGUGACGGGCCGGUGGCGCCUCGAAAACCGCAGGUAUGCGUUCGAAGGCACUCUCAAGCCACUGUACGAGACGCUUGCCAGUGCGCUCAAUUUUCAGCCACGCCUUCGACCCUCCUUCGGCGAGCUGCACCCUGCAGAGGAACUCACCGAAACGUCCCCCGCCGGCGUCGUGGGUGACGUGUACUACAACCGCAGCGACAUCGGCAUUGUGUAUUCCACAGCCGUCAACGGCCGGUACGUGCUCAGACCACCGACGAACCAGCAGGCCUGUUUCACUUGGUGCUUGCCCCGCGGCGUCAAGAAGAACGAUAACUCGCUCUCGAAGGUCUUGAAGUACCUCGACAAGGCAGUGUGGGCGUCCAUCCUCGCGGCCUUCGUUCUCGCGUCCUUAACUCUCCAGCUGUCCCACGUGUUCUUCGGUACCGAGAAGCCAAGAUCUCUCAACAAAUGCGGAGACAUGGCACUCUUCACACUGCAGGCUUUCGUCAGCUCGUCUCCCAAUCAACCUGAAAGAUCAGCAGUGCGGUUUUUGUUCGGCCUGUGGGGCUACUUCGGCUUGGUCAUCACUACGGCGUACACGGGCCGCAUGCACAGCCACAUGUCGGCGGACGCGUUCAAGAGCCGUCUGAGCAACCUGCGCGAACUGGCCGAGGCAGAGCUGCCCCUCUUUCUGAGCGAUGUCAAGCACGAGACGUUCUGGCUAACCGCGUCCAAGUGGCGCAAUCCGUACGAGGACGCCGUCAUGACGCAGGCCAGCACUUUCAAGAGCAUCGAGUACAAGGGACUACUGCCAGACCACUUCGACCGUCUACAACGUUAUGCUGCCACCGAAGUCGCCACUUCUCGUUCCAUUGUUGGAGCUCAUGUCGCGCUUCGACGAGUCUGGCCUCACUCUCAAAGUAAAGAUCUUUGUAGAGGGCAUAGGUGCCUUCCGCACAUCUAA